AUGUCAGAGGAAGAUGAUUCUUUUCUGAAUGUUAAAAGAUCUCUGAAAAAGAGAACGGUGAAACACAGCACCUCGGUGGACUCAGUGUUCUCAAGAACAACUCCAUCUUCUUUAGGUAUGACAAAUCAGUCAAUCAAGGACCAAGAUGCCACAAAGAGAGUUUAUGGCUCUCCAAUGCCAAAAUCAAAUCUAAGUAGAUCAUUAUCUCAAGUAACAUUAGUACGUGCUGAUGUAUACAUCCCUCCUAUUUCCCCAAGACCGCUUUCAACAGCAUUUGAUUUGCAAGAAGUAAAUAAAGAGAAAAGCCAGAGCUCUCGGCUUGUGUUUUCUAGAAGGAGGCUUUCCACUGUGUUGGCCUCUGAUGAAUCAAAUCAAGAGCCAGCUCACAAGAUUGUCCCAAACAUAGAAACUCAAGCUACCACCAGAGCAUUUAUGGAUGCUGCAGUAACUCCCAAGACUGAACCCUUACGUCUUGCUUCUGGAAUACCAGGGAUAAAAGACCCCCCAGUAGCAAAACCCAGAAAGAAGAAAAUUAAUAAAACUCUUCAGAGAAAGAAAGAUAGAGAAUGGCUGCUUCGUCAACUUAAAAACAUUGAGGAGGCAACUAAACAUGAAUUGACAAUUGAAGAAGCUUGA
Messenger RNA from Melospiza georgiana, 636 nucleotides. RefSeq names its product coiled-coil domain containing 201 (gene SYSRN). The record is from RefSeq and is a predicted model, not a curated record. The transcript is spliced from 2 exons. Bases 1 to 636 code for a protein of 211 amino acids. NCBI's taxonomy places the organism in Eukaryota, Metazoa, Chordata, Aves, Passeriformes, Passerellidae.